This is a messenger RNA of Pseudoliparis swirei, 2395 nucleotides long. RefSeq names its product ankyrin repeat and EF-hand domain containing 1a (gene ankef1a). The transcript is spliced from 11 exons. Bases 65 to 2395 code for a protein of 776 amino acids. Gene Ontology annotation, molecular function: protein binding. NCBI's taxonomy places the organism in Eukaryota, Metazoa, Chordata, Actinopteri, Perciformes, Liparidae. The record is from RefSeq and is a predicted model, not a curated record.
GUUUUAACCGCGCGGGUGAGGAGCGCGUGCCAAACAAGGGACACGCAAGGUGCUCUUCGACCCCAUGACGGGUGGCAGAGUAGCGGAGGGCCGCUUGCAGGUCCUUCAGAUCUACCGCCUGCUGCAGUGCGUCCAUGAAGGGGACAAGGAGCACAUCGAGAAGAUGGUGAACCUCGGGGUGGGAGGCCUCAUCAACCUCACGGAGCCGCGGGACGGCACGGGGGUGCUUCACGUGGCCGUGUCAGCCAACAGUCAGGACUUGGUGGGCUUCCUUCUCUCCUUGGGAGCUCACCCCGACAUCCAGGACAAGAAGGGCCACACCCCGGCCAUGCUCGCUGCUGAGCUGGGCAACGAUAUCAUAAUGUCACUGCUGGCCCAGAACAAUGCUGAUCUGAGACUCCAAGACGCCGAGGGCAAAGGCGUGCUGUUCUACUGCAUCUACCCCACCAAGCGCCACACCCGCUGCCUGCAGGUGGCGCUGAAGAGCCAGGCGGACGUCAACAACGUGUCGGCGGCGGGGACUCACGUCUUCCAGCUGAUGUGUGAAAAGGCCGAGGAGUGCUGCACCAUGUGUCUCAUCGCGCUCAGUGCGGGGGCGGACCCCAACGCGACAGAUAAGAACACCGGAGUCACCUCGUUGAUGGAGGCGGCCAAGCGGGGCUCCCUGCAGCUCGUCAAAGCCAUCCUCAGGAUAGGCGGGAACCCCAACGCCGUGGAUCUGAAACGCCUCGCAGCGGUGCACUAUGCAGCCAUGGGGGGCUUCUUUGAGUUGAUUCAGGUGCUGUCCUCAUACACGGCAGACAUGGGUGUGAUCAACCUCCAGGACUGCACAGCGCUACACUACGCCGCCGCCACGGGCAACGCCAACUGCUGCAAGUUCCUGGCGCAGAGAGGUUGCAACCCCAAGCUGAAGAACCGAGACGGCUUGCUGCCGCGCCAGAUCGCCAAAGACGCCGGUCACAAAGCGGCAGCCAAGGAGCUGAGGAAAGCCGAGCGGCAACGGGGGAAAGGCGACCAGUCCAACAACGCGGGCCUCACUUCCGAUCUGUGGGGCCUGACCCUCCACGACUGGUCUCACGAGUACGAGGCCGAACUCCGGCGAGCCUUCGGGGACGACUCGGAAACCGUCGACGCCGAGACGUUCGCCUCGGUGCUGGAGCACCUGAAGGCUCCGGUUGAGCCGGAUCGGCUCAACGCGGUGAUCUCCGCCCACGACCAGGGAGGACAGGGCCGCCUCAACAUCGCCGAGUUCCUCAAAGGGGCCAAGUACAUCAAGAAGCUGUUCCUCCUCUCCGCUUACAUGCCAAAGAAGAAGAAGGGAGACAGGAAAGGCAAAGGGAAAGGAGGCAAGAAGAAGAAGGGUAAGCUCGUCCUCCCGCUGCCCAUCUGCACCCUCCCCCCGGAGCACAUGCCCCGGCGAGCGGACGGAGGCCCGCCCCGCUUCAUGAUCAAGACUUACGCCAACCGCUCGGACGUCCUCCGAUUCGACCGCCGGCCGGAGCACCCCAUCAUGAACGACUCCGAGUGGUACGUGGAGAAGCCGAAGACGGUCUACGUCAACAUCAACGACUGCGUGAAAAGCGGAGACCUGGAGUCUCUGGACCUCGCUCUCCAUCAGCACGUCCCCGUGGACGUCCAGGACCAGUUCUACAAGACCCCGCUCAUGGUGGCCUGCUCCAGUGGCAACUACGAGGUGGCUCAGUACCUCCUCCGUCAGGGGGCGGACGUGCACGUAUGUGACCAGUUCUUCUGGACGCCGCUCCACCACGCGGCGCACGCCGGCCAAACGGAGCUCGUCGAGCUCCUGGUGGAGGCCGGCGCCUCGGUGGACGCCCGGGCCCUCGGCGGAGCCACGCCCCUCCAGAGGGCCAUCGAGAGCUCUCGGCUCUCCUGCGUGGACGUCCUCAUCAAGGCCGGCGCCAGCGUCAUCGCGGAGAACAAGAAAGAACAAAACUGCCUGGACAUCGCCAUCGCCUUUGCAGACUCCAGGAUCGUCGACCUGGUCAGGGACAAGAUGGAGUCUCUGCCCAAAGCCAAGGAGACGGCAAAGGGAAAGGGGAGCAAAGCUCAAAAGGCUAAACCUGCUCGGGCAAAGGACGCCACCGCCACCGCCGCGUCAGCAGACCCGUCGACUACGGCGGCGGGGAAGACUCCGCCCUCGGGGGAUUCCAGGGGCGUCGUCCUGCAAAACACCCGGAUCACGACGGGGAAAACCAAAACGGUGGACAUCACCUUUGUGCCAAAAACGGUUUGGGGGCAGCCGCCCACCACCAGCCAGCUGAUGUCAACGAUCGAGAGACGGAAGGAGCUCUUGGACCUGGACCUGGUCCUGGACCUGGACCUGGACUUUGACCUGGUGAUGCCUCUCAGCCAGAGCGCGCAGAGGACAGGCUAG